Messenger RNA from Leptopilina heterotoma, 1206 nucleotides. RefSeq lists its product as uncharacterized. Lineage: Eukaryota; Metazoa; Arthropoda; Insecta; Hymenoptera; Figitidae. The coding region runs from base 1 to 1206 and encodes 401 amino acids. The transcript has a single exon. The record is from RefSeq and is a predicted model, not a curated record.
AUGCCAGAAUUUUUACAGAAAGGUGACUGGCUAACCAAAAUCGAUCUAUCGUUGGCUUACUGUCAUGUACCUAUAGCCCAGGCACAUCGCCCCUUCCUUCGUCUCGUCUAUGACAAGGAACUUUUGCAAAUGACAUGCUUGCCCUUUGGCCUUUCAUCUGCACCUCAAAAUUUUGCAGCCAUUUCAAAUUGGAUCGCUGACAUCCUUCGUUCACGUGGCAUAAGAUUGGUCGUCUAUCUCGAUCUAUCUUUACACUGCCGUUACCUUCAGAGGUUCCUAUCUUGUUUCAAUCAAUCGAGACUUCGACAAAAACGUAUUAUCCCUCCAAGAGUCAAAGAGGAACUAAAUUGGUGGCUCACAGCAACAAAUUCCUUGAUUUCUCUACAUCCCAAGAGAAUCUCGAACUUCCUGACGACGGAUGCUGCAGAUGUAGGAUGGGGUGCUCAACUCGACAAUUAUCACCUUUCAGGAACUUGGACUCAAGAACAAAAAAGUUGGCACUCAAACCUGAAGGAGAUGUUUGCAGUUUAUGCUGUAAUCGAAAAAAUGAACAAUUACCUUCGACAAUUACACAUUCUUCUUCAAACGGACAACCGAACUUUGGUCGCAUACAUCCGGAAGGAAGGAGGGACCAAAUCCUUACCUCUGCUGAAUUUAACAUACAACCUACUCCAACUGAUAGACGAUCUGGAAAUUACUCUAACAGCAGCCUAUCUUCCUGGAUGUUACAACGGAAUAGCGGAUCGAUUAUCUCGUCAACGCCCUCUCCCGGAAUGGCACCUUCUUCCAUCUGCAACCAAACAGAUCUUCAACAAGCUGGGAACACCCAAAGUAGAUUAUUUUGCCUCAAAGAAAUCAAGAGUAGUCCCUUGUUACGUUUCCCGAGACAUGAAGGAUCACCAAGCAUUGUUCACGGAUGCCUUCAGCUGUCCUUGGAAUUGCACCCUAGGCUGGAUCUUUCCUCCGCCCAAUCUAAUGCCUCGUGUCCUGGCCCAUCUAAAUUAUUGCAGAGGUCAAUUCCUAGUUGUUGCUCCCAAAUGGAAUCAAACAUUUUGGAUGGCAGACCUGUCCAACAGGAGCUUAGAACCACCGAUAGAAAUCCAGAAUCUAGACAAGGUAUUAGUGGAUUUAACAACUGGUCUUCCCCCCACACAGGUGGAAUCACUCAACCUACAAGUUUGGAAGAUUGGGUGUGGAAGGACCUAG